UGUUGGUAAAACCAUUCUCGAAUCCUCAGAAGACAAGCAACACGUCAGAAAACAAAGGAUUGGUGGAUGUUCUAAGUAAAAGACCAAUCACACCAAGAUUUGAUCCCCUUGCCCCAGGAGCGCUUGUCAUGCCCAGACCCAGUGCAACACAUCAGGUGCGUCGUGGUUGUCAAUCUUGUCAUUGUGUUUUUGGCCUGUUCCCUUUAAAGGGAAAUAGCAAUAUCAAUUUUUAUUUUCUCAUUUCAAAGAACUUUUGAAACUAUAUUAACUUCUUUUACCGAUUUUUCACUAUAUCUUGCUUAAUUCUUGAAAUAUUUCUGGGGUUUUUCUCUUGGGUCCGUUUUUGCAAAGAAGAUUGAGUUUAGCUGAACAGCUGGGGUGGCUGCACCCCCCCCCUACCGGGGGGGGGGGGCUGGCACCUGUACUCAAUAAAUCUAGUUGAGACGGAAUGUGGUAAAGCAGGGGCACUAAGGGACACUAUAAACUGGUUAAAGAUGGCGAUUGCAUAGUUUUUCUUGUGUUGUGAGAUGAAUUCCAGCCAUUUUUUCUUAAUUGUCGGGUUUCCAACUGAAGACUAAUUUCCACACGUCACGAAUUUAACUAAAACAACUUCAUUUUUACUGCACUGAAACUUUGGUGAGAAGAUUGAGUUUCAAAACUCAAUUCAAGAUUGAGUUUUUGGGGCCGUUUACUAAAAAAUCCCUGGAAAAACCCCCUGAUAUUUUCACUUGAAGUAGUGAGAUGUCCGUCAUCUAACUAGGAAAAUUAAUUGAGCAUAAUUCAAGAUUAGUGAACUCUCAAUGUUGUUAUCAUUAAAUAUGUUAAAAAAAUGUUAAAAACAUUGAGAUCACUGAUCUUCAAUUAUGCUUAAUUGAUUUUCUUACUGUUAGUUUUUUCAAUUCAAAGGGUAGUAAUGCGACUUAAAACCCAUCAUUCAAAAGGCUGAACUGUGCCCUUAACGUUAAUUCCUUUCAGUUUGAGCACAACAAGAAACAACUGAGUGUCGUCGACGUAGUAGUGGAUCCUUAUGUCGCCAAUGCACUGCGACCUCAUCAAAGAGAAGGAGUCACAUUUCUAUAUGAAUGUGUGAUGGGGUUACGAAGCUUCGUUGGAAAUGGAGCUAUUUUGGCGUAA
Molecule: messenger RNA, 1134 nt
Organism: Paramuricea clavata
Lineage: Eukaryota; Metazoa; Cnidaria; Anthozoa; Malacalcyonacea; Plexauridae
Source: the annotation of a GenBank genome assembly